UUCUCUUUGUCUCCCCCCCCCCCCCCAAUUUUCACAUAAUACCAUAACCAAACCAAACCAAACAGAUCAAAGAACAAGGAGAAACUGAAGCCAAAGCUAUACAAAUAGGAUCUAAAGAUAGAUCAAAGAAAAGGGUCGAAGCAAGUUGUUUUGUUUCAAUGGAAGUUGGUCGAAAAAUGGCUAACAUGCUUGGAACUGACCAUGAUUUGAACUUCAAAGAGACCGAACUGUGUCUUGGUUUGCCCGGUGGAAUCGCUGUUGUUGCUGCAGGUAAUGAAACGGAAAGUUCUUCUUCCCCAAAGACUAAUGGCAAGAGAGGCUUCUCUGAGACUGUUGAUUUGAAGCUUAAUCUUCAAUCCAAAGAAUCUACCAUGGAUCUAAACAAGAACCUUGAUGACAAUGGUUCUAAGGAAAAAUCAGGUUCUGCCAAAGAUCCUGCAAAACCUCCUGCCAAGGCACAAGUGGUGGGUUGGCCACCAGUUCGAUCAUAUAGGAAGAACAUAAUGGCUAACCAGAAGAACAGCAGUGAAGAAAGUGGGAAUAGUGGUGCAGCUUUGGUGAAAGUGAGUAUGGAUGGUGCACCAUAUCUGAGAAAAGUUGAUUUGAAGAUGUAUAAGAGUUACCAAGAGUUAUCCGAUGCCUUGGCUAAGAUGUUUAGCUCUUUCACUAUGGGUAAUUAUGGACCUCAAGGAAUGAUAGAUUUCAUGAACGAAAGCAAGUUGAUGGAUCUUCUUAACAGUUCUGAUUAUGUGCCAAGUUAUGAAGAUAAAGAUGGAGAUUGGAUGCUAGUUGGUGAUGUCCCAUGGCAGAUGUUUGUUGACUCAUGCAAACGCUUACGCAUAAUGAAAGGAUCAGAAGCAAUUGGUCUCGCACCAAGAGCAAUGGAGAAAUGCAAGAGCAGAGCCUAAAAACAAGAUCCUGGAAUUGAGCAAAAGGCUAGGAGGGAGCCUUCUUAUUGGGAUGUGUUUUAUGUUUUUUUAAUGUUUAUAUAUAUAUAUAUAUAUAUUUGGUAUAUAUAGAUAUGCAAAAAGAAGAAUCAUGGGGACAUCUUUGUAAUGUACAAGAAGCAAUAAACUUAACCUUAUAUAUUGCUGGCUUGUUUUGUUGCUGAUGAUGGGGGCUUUGUUUUUAAUAAUUUCACCAUGUGUUUUUUUUUCUUUUUUUUUGCUAUUGUCUUUGUUGUCAUAGCUUAUUGUUUAUGUGUGUGUGUGUGUUUUUAUAAUUAUUAUUCCUUUUUCUUCUA
Molecule: messenger RNA, 1243 nt
Organism: Gossypium raimondii (Peruvian cotton)
Lineage: Eukaryota; Viridiplantae; Streptophyta; Magnoliopsida; Malvales; Malvaceae
Product: auxin-responsive protein IAA14
Exons: 5
Coding region: 159-908 (249 amino acids)
Biological process (GO): regulation of DNA-templated transcription
Cellular component (GO): nucleus
Molecular function (GO): protein binding
Source: RefSeq, a predicted model, not a curated record